Molecule: messenger RNA, 1836 nt
Organism: Lycium barbarum (goji berry)
Lineage: Eukaryota; Viridiplantae; Streptophyta; Magnoliopsida; Solanales; Solanaceae
Exons: 5
Coding region: 517-1227 (236 amino acids)
Source: RefSeq, a predicted model, not a curated record
UCUUCAUGAUUUGAUGAACGACAAUUUGACAAAAAUUCUUCAAGCAAUCAAAGGGAAUACUGAUUUAGAUAAGGUAAAAUAAAACAAUUAAACAAACUAGUUUAUUCAACUUAGCACUCAUACAUUUUUUUUAAGGGUGCUCAUAGCGAGGCUCCAUUUCAGCAAAAUGACGGUGAAACACAUCGUAUAUUUGAGGAUGACAUAUUUGACAAGUCACCAGUUCAUAAGGCAACAGAGGCAUUUGGAUCCCAAUUCCCAAUUAAUACACCUCAACAAAAAACAAGUGAUGUGGCUCAUGUUGAUCCUGCAAGCAUACAUAGCCAUUCAAAUGAUGAUAAAAUCGUCGAUGCACUGGCCGACUAUGUUGCUCAUGUUGAUCUUGAUGAACAUGAUUCAAAACAGUUGACACCAUACAAUGUUUAUUCUCAAAAGCAAGGACACACGAUUUAUCAGGAAACUCAGUUUGAGUUGGCUGACGAGUUGCUUCCGUCGCAAAGAACCAUAUCGAGAAUUGUAAUGACAUUGCGUAAGGAUAGGCAUCCUGGACCAUUGCAAAUAUCUCCUUAUCUGUCAAAUUUUGGUUCAGCUUCUGGCAGUUCAGUUAAGUUGACUGCAAUAUUUGACAAAAAACACCCAUUUGAGCAGUGUUGCAUCACUAUGGCUCCUAAUAAAACAGUUUCGACAGAGUUCUCAAAAUGGAUUAGGGAUGGGAGACUAGUUAGGCAUGAGAGCAAAAAGAGCAAAGAUGACCACUACAAAAAGGGGAAGGAACCACUGCCGUAUUUUUUGGAUUGUGGUAUCAAGAAGAUCAAAGAUAAAAAUUGGUUUUACCUGUUAGCAAUGGAUGGGCAGUUGUUGAAUGAUGAGCAUAUUGAUGUGAUUUUUUACUACCUACACAAGAAAUGGAAGUAUGACACCAAUAGCACAUACAAGUUUACCACCGUUGAUUGUCUUUUCAACACAAGCAUUGAUGCCAUAUCUAAAUCCUAUGGUGAUCCGGAUGGUGUCUCAAACCUACGAAAACAAGAAGAUUUUUUAUGUGAAUAUGUGAAAGGCCACCGGAUGAUUUGCACUCUCCCGUGGCAUAUGGUUGAUAAUGUCUUUAUCCCAGUGAACAUGAAAGAUAAAAAUCACUGGUUGCUGUUCUAUCAUUCAUGGACAGACGUCUAUAUGUAUACGAUUCGUAUAGAGCAUCGGGCCAUGAUGCAGUUGUUAAGGUUGAAAUAGACAAGUUGUCCUCAUUAUUGCCACUCUACUUACACAUCACUGAUUUCUAUCAAUUAAAGAAAGGCAUUGAUUGGGAUGGUCACCCAGCAUGCAAAGAAAAAGCCAAGGCUGAUAGGUUUGAGAUUGUGUAUGUUCAAAAUCUGCGACAACGCAGUAGCAUGUACGUGUGUUUACUAUUUUUGCUCAAUUUAAAUACACGGAUCAGCCAUCUAUCUAAAUACAUUUAUAUGUUUUUCUGUCUGCAGGGAUUGUGGGGUUUAUGUUGCUGCAUAUGCGGAGUAUUUGAGUUUGGGAAAUGGUAUACCAGCUGAAGAUUUUGAUGUUGAGUUACUGCGUACCAUAUAUGCUGCACUUUUAUGGCAUUAUGCUCGGUAGAAGAUGGAAGCUGAGGCGAUAAGUGAUGAUGAGGCACCUCCAAAGCCAGUUAGAGCAGCGAUAGAUUUUGAGAAUGUUGAAAAAAUAGUUAUUUCUUAGUUUCUUUAGUCAGUUAGACCAGCAAUUGUAAAUCAGAUUAUGAUGUUGUCCGUAUUGGAUUUUAUGGUUGUAUUUUUCAUGGCUACAAAUGCACAUUUCUAGUAAUGGACGCACAAUUUGUGCAGUGACUUUGUU